Molecule: messenger RNA, 5334 nt
Organism: Castor canadensis (American beaver)
Lineage: Eukaryota; Metazoa; Chordata; Mammalia; Rodentia; Castoridae
Gene: Scn11a
Product: sodium voltage-gated channel alpha subunit 11
Biological process (GO): sodium ion transmembrane transport; membrane depolarization during action potential; neuronal action potential
Cellular component (GO): plasma membrane; voltage-gated sodium channel complex
Molecular function (GO): voltage-gated sodium channel activity
Source: RefSeq, a predicted model, not a curated record
AUGGACGACAGGUGCUACCCAGUGAUCUUCCCAGAUGAGAGAAAUUUCCGCCCCUUCACUCCUGACUCUCUGGCUGCAAUAGAGAAACGGAUCGCCAUCCAAAAGGAGAAAAAGAAGUCCAAAGAUAAGACAGUAUCUGAACCCCAGCCUCGACCUCAGCUUGACCUAAAGUCUUCCAGGAAGUUGCCCAAGCUCUAUGGCAACAUUCCCCGUGAGCUGAUAGCAAAGCCCCUAGAAGACUUGGACCCAUUCUACAGAAAUCACAAGACAUUUAUGGUGCUGAACAAGAAGAGGACAAUAUACCGCUUCAGUGCCAAGCAUGCCUUGUUCAUUUUCGGGCCUUUCAAUCCAAUCAGAAGUUUGGCCAUUAGACUCUCUGUCCAUUCGUUGUUCAGUGUGUUCAUCAUCUCCACUGUUGUCGUCAACUGUGUGUUCAUGAUUCGUGCCAAGGACAGCAAAAGUCUAGAGCCUGACAUUGCAGAAUAUAUCUUCACUGGGAUUUAUAUUUUGGAAGCUAUGGUAAAAAUAUUGGCAAGAGGUUUUAUCCUGGAUGAGUUUUCUUUCCUUCGAGAUCCCUGGAACUGGCUGGACUCCAUUGUCAUUGGAACAGCGGUUGCAGCUUAUUUUCCAUUUGCCAAAAUCAAUCUGCUGUCUCUGCGUACCUUCCGAGUGUUCAGAGCUUUGAAAGCAAUUUCGGUAGUUUCAGGCCUGAAGGUCAUUGUGGGUGCCUUACUGCGCUCUGUGAAGAAGUUGGUCGAUGUGAUGAUCCUCACCCUCUUUUGCCUCAGCAUCUUUGCCCUGGUAGGUCAGCAGCUCUUCAUGGGAAAUCUGAACCAGAAAUGUAUCAAGAAGACCUGUACCUUUAACUCUAAAAUUAACGAAUCUUGUUUUGAAAAAGAAAACAAUUCCAAAGAACCCAUAAUGUGUGGGACCUGGUUUGGCAGCAGGCCCUGUCCCAAUAAUUCUACAUGUGACCACACCAAAAUGAAUCCUGACUAUGGUUAUACGAAUUUUGACAACUUUGGCUGGUCUUUUCUUGCCAUGUUCCGACUUAUGACCCAAGAUUCCUGGGAAAAACUUUAUCGACAGACCCUGCGUACCUCUGGGCUCUACUCUGUCUUCUUCUUUGUGGUGGUCAUCUUCCUUGGAUCUUUCUACUUGAUGAACUUGACCUUGGCUGUUGUCACCAUGGCUUACGAGGAGCAGAACAGGAAUGUAGCAGCAGAGACAGAGGCCAAGGAAAAGAUGUUUCAGGAAGCCCAACAGCUGUUAAAGGAGGAGAAAGAGGCCCUGGUUGCUAUGGGAAUUGACAGAAGUUCACUUAAUUCCCUUCAAGCAUCAUCUUUUUCCCCAAAGAAGAGAAAAUUCUUUGGUAAUAAGAAAAGGAGGUCCUUCUUUUUGGGAGAGUCUGGAAAAGACCAAUCUCCAGGAUCAGAUUCUGAUGAUGAUUGCUCAAAAAAGUCACAACUUCUGCAGCAAACUAAGCGACUGUCCCAGACUUUGCCAGUGGACCUCUUUGAUGAGCACAUAGACCCUUUCCAAAGGCAGAGGGCGCUGAGUGCCGUUAGCAUCCUCACCAUCACCAUGCAGGAAAAGGAAAAAUCACAGGAGCCUUGUCUCCCGUGUGGGGAAAACCUGGCAUCAAAAUACCUUGUGUGGGACUGUAGCCCCCAGUGGCUAUGCAUUAAGAAGGCCCUGAGAACCAUGAUGACCGACCCCUUUACUGAACUGGCCAUCACCAUUUGCAUCAUAACCAAUACUGUCUUCUUGGCCAUGGAGCAUCACCAUAUGAACGAGGAUCUUCAGACCAUAUUGAAAACAGGGAAUUGGGUGUUUACUGGCAUUUUUAUAGCAGAAAUGUGCCUAAAAAUCAUUGCACUUGAUCCCUACCACUAUUUUCGUCAUGGCUGGAACAUUUUUGACAGCAUUGUUGCUCUUCUGAGCUUUGCAGAUGUGAUGAACAGUGUAUCUGAUCAAAGUUGGUCAUUCUUACGUUCCUUUAGAGUGCUGAGGGUCUUCAAGUUAGCCAAAUCCUGGCCAACUUUAAACACACUAAUUAAGAUAAUUGGCCACUCUGUCGGCGCUCUCGGAAACCUGACUGUGGUCCUGGCCAUCGUGAUCUUUAUUUUCUCAGUCGUGGGCAUGCAGCUUUUUGGCACUAAAUUCUGUUCCGUAAAGAGUGCAAACUUCUGCAUUGCUGAAGAGUCCUGUGAACGGCGCUGGCACAUGGGAGAUUUCUACCACUCCUUCCUGGUGGUGUUCCGCAUCCUCUGUGGGGAAUGGAUAGAAAACAUGUGGGAGUGUAUGAAGGAGGCGGAAUCAUCUUUGUGUGUCAUUGUCUUUGUGUUGAUCAUGGUGAUAGGCAAACUUGUGGUGCUGAACCUCUUCAUUGCCUUACUGCUCAAUUCCUUCAGCCAGGAGGAGAAAAAUGGAAACUCAGAAGGAGAAGCCAGGAAAACUAAAGUUCAGUUAGCCAUGCAACGGUUCCACUGGGCUUUUUCUUUUCUGAUACACACUCUUGAGCAUUUCUGUUGCAAGCAGUGCAGGAGGCAAAACUUACCAAAGCAAAAUGAGGUAACAGGAAACUCUACUACAGACAGCAAAGACAUUAUCCCUUUGGUCACAGAGUUGAAAAGGGGAUCAGAGCCCUGGGAGGAACUUGAUGUGGUGACUCCUUCUGCAUGGAGGACUUCAGGCAUUGGGCACAAUCAGACUCAGUUGGCUCCACUUGCAGAGGAAGAGGAUGACACUGAAUAUCCUGAUGAAGACAACACCCUGCCCAUCACACGACCUGAUGCUGACAAACAGGUCAAUGACCUCCAUCAGGAGACCAAGAAGCCCACAAGCCCAAGAGAUCAGGGUGUGGAAAUUGGUGUGCUUUCUGAUGAAGAUGCUUAUUUGACUAUACGAAAUCCUCGAAAGAAAUCUGAUGCUGCCAGUGUGCUAUCAGAAUGCAGCACUAUCGAUCUACAGGAUUCUGAUGGACAUUUACAGCAAAUGGUUCUCCCAAAAAAGCAACCAGAGAGAUGUUUACCCAAAGGCCUCAGUUGCUGCUUCCCAUGCUGUAGCAAAGACAAGAGAAAGUCCACCUGGGUCAUUUGGUGGAAUCUGCGGAAAACCUGCUACCAAAUAGUGAAGCACAGCUGGUUUGAGAGCUUUAUUAUCUUUGUGAUUCUGCUGAGCAGUGGGGCACUGGUAUUUGAAGAUGUUAAGCUUGUUGAACGACGCCAAAUCCAAGUGUUACUAAAUUGUACUGACAAUAUUUUCACAUUCAUUUUUAUCCUGGAGAUGGGUCUGAAAUGGGUGGCCUUUGGAUUUGGGAAGUAUUUCACCAGUGCCUGGUGUUGGCUCGAUUUCAUCAUUGUGAUUGUGUCUGUAGUCAGUCUCGUUGAUUUAAAGAACUGGAAGUCCUUCCGGACCCUGCGAGCACUGAGGCCUCUGCGAGCACUGUCUCAAUUUGAAGGAAUGAAGGUGGUGGUCAAUGCUCUCAUAGGUGCCAUACCUGCCAUUCUGAAUGUUUUGCUAGUAUGCCUCAUUUUCUGGCUCAUAUUUUGUAUCCUGGGAGUAAACUUCUUUUCUGGGAAGUUUGGAAGAUGCAUUAGUGGAACAGAUAUGAAUGAAUAUAUAAAUUAUACCAAGAUUCCAAACCGAAACCAAUGUGAGAUUGGCAAUUACUCCUGGGUGACCCCAAAUGUCAACUUUGACAAUGUGGGGAUGGCUUACCUCGCUCUGCUGCAAGUGGCAACAUAUAAGGGUUGGCUGGACAUUAUGAAUGCAGCAGUUGAUUCCAGAGGGAAAGAAGAACAGCCAGCGUUUGAGGCGAAUCAAUACGCAUACAUUUACUUCGUAGUUUUUAUCAUCUUUGGCUCGUUCUUCACUCUGAAUCUCUUUAUUGGUGUUAUUAUUGACAACUUCAACCAACAGCAGAAAAAGAUAAGUGGCCAAGACAUUUUUAUGACAGAAGAACAGAAGAAAUACUACAAUGCAAUGAAAAAAUUAGGAACCAAAAAACCUCAAAAACCAAUCCCAAGGCCUCUGAACAAAUGUCAAGGUUUUGUGUUUGAUCUGGUCAUGAACCAGGUUUUUGACGUCAUCAUCAUGAGUCUUAUUCUCUUAAACAUGAUUAUCAUGAUGGCUGAAUCAGAUCACCAACCCAAAAACGUGAACUCGAUCCUCGAUAAUCUCAACAUAGCCUUUGUGGUCAUCUUUACAGUAGAGUGUCUCAUCAAAAUCUUUGCUUUGAGGCAAUACUACUUCACCAAUGGCUGGAAUUUAUUUGAUUGUGUGGUUGUGGUUCUUUCUAUUAUUAGCACAAUGGUUUCUGCCUUGGAACACAGUGAAAUUCCUUUCCCGCCAACACUCUUCAGAAUUGUCCGCUUGGCUCGGAUUGGCCGAAUCUUGAGGCUUGUUCGGGCAGCACGAGGAAUUAGGACUCUCCUUUUUGCUCUGAUGAUGUCCCUUCCUUCUCUAUUCAACAUCGGCCUUCUACUCUUUCUGGUUAUGUUUAUUUAUGCCAUUUUUGGUAUGAACUGGUUUUCCAAAGUGGAGAAAAAGUUUGGGAUUGAUGAUAUAUUCAACUUCGAAACUUUUGCUGGCAGUAUGCUCUGUCUCUUCCAGAUAACCACAUCUGCAGGCUGGGAUUCCCUCCUCAGCCCCAUGCUAGAAUCAAAGGACUCACACAGCUCCUCGGACAACCGUCACCUGUCUACCAUCGCCAUAGCCUACUUCGUCAGUUACAUCAUCAUCUCCUUUCUCAUUGUUGUCAACAUGUACAUUGCUGUCAUUUUAGAGAACUUCAAUACAGCCACUGAAGAAAGUGAGGAACCCUUGGGUGAAGAUGACUUUGAAAUAUUCUAUGAGAUCUGGGAAAAGUUUGACCCUGAAGCAACACAGUUUAUUGAAUAUUCUGCCCUUUCUGACUUUGCUGAUGCCUUGCCUGAGCCUUUGCGUGUGGCCAAACCAAAUAAAUUCCAGUUUCUAUUAAUGGACUUGCCCAUGGUGAGUGGAGAUCGCCUCCACUGCAUGGAUAUUCUCUUCGCCUUCACCACUAGGGUCCUGGGUGACUCUGAUGGCCUGGAUACCAUGAAGGCCAUGAUGGAGGAGAAGUUCAUGGAAGCCAACCCUUUCAAGAGGCUCUACGAACCCAUCGUCACCACCACCAAGAGAAAGGAAGAAGAAAGAGGUGCUGCUGUUAUCCAAAAGGCCUUUCGAAAGUACAUGAUGAAGACGUCCACGUAUGCUCUGGAGGACAAAGCUCCGUCACCACUCCAGACACUUUGCAAUGGAGACUUGUCUAGCCAUGAGGGGGCCAAGGGCAAGGUUCACUGUGACUGA